AUGCAGCUGCUUAGGAUAGCACUACUGUUUCCAAUAGGAUUAAUAAGCCUUUCUAAAAGCGAUGAAGUGGAGACUAUAACACAUACUGUUGAAGCACCCACAAUUCCUGAUGCAGGCACAAUUCCACCACAUACGGGACAAAUACAGGAAAAGCGUAAAAUCUUGAUUGAUCCCAAUAAUAAUGAAUGCCCAUGCACACCAUUCAACAUAUGGCUAGACGUUUUCUUCCUUCUUGAUUCAUCGUCAGCAAUGACUGUGAGCGGAUUCCAGUAUAUCACUGCGUACGUAGAAUCUGCUCUCUUCAAGAUGAGCGUUGGACUUGCAGAUGGUCAACAAACACGUGUUGGGUUUAUCACUUAUGGAGCUGAUGCUCACUUGCAUUACAAUCUAACCUACUGGGAGUCAUCUAACGAUCUGCUGAAUUCCUUCAAUAUGUCUUUAGAAAGAAGUGCCGGCACCAAUAUCGAAGCUGCCAUUCGAUUGGCUAAUGCCAACUUCAAUACUUUUCAACACCGACCAAACGCAAGGAAAGUCAUUGUGAUAAUCGCUUCUGCAUUCGAAAGUGGCAGACAAAACGAUCCAGUUACUGCAGCGAACACUUUUAAGGAAGAUGGAGGAGUCAUUAUUACCAUAGAGUAUGUACAAACGCAUGGAGCUCCUGUACCUAUGUUGGAUCUCCUGGCUAGUCCUGGCUAUGCGCUUACCAAUCGUUAUGGCAAGCUCCAUGUUUGGAGCUUACACAAACUCUUCUGCAGAGCCAACUGCUUCUGUCCCACUAACUACAGACCGUUCAAAUGGAGAGGUGAUAUCCCAUAUGGAGGUUGCUACAAGAUGUCAACGCUUCCAUCUAUGCAGGCACUCGCUCAACGAAGCUGCCACUGGCAUUUCAAUGGGAGCCUGGCAUCCAUAGAAAGCAGGGGCAAAGCCAACUUCCUCAUAAAAAUGAUGCGAUCAACGAACUCAUCGUUUUGGAUUGGCCUCCGUUACAAAGAUCAUGCUUAUCGCUGGGCUUCUGGGGACGCUAUAAAUGAAGGUGAUUUCAACAUGUGGGCAACUCAUUAUCCCGAUUCACAGCAAGGAGAUUGCGUAAAGAUGGAGCGUUGCGAGGAAUGUGAGGGGAAGGUUAUGUGGCUUAACGAUCACUGUGGCAAAGAUUUACUGUAUGCAUGUCAAACAACAGCUUGCAGCACGGACCAUUACUGUCCCGACCUUAGAUAGCUCAAACAUCUAAUUUCACGGUAUUCUUUCAAUAAAGAAAAGAUUGUUGUCGAGAAGUGUU
Molecule: messenger RNA, 1279 nt
Organism: Cylicocyclus nassatus
Lineage: Eukaryota; Metazoa; Nematoda; Chromadorea; Rhabditida; Strongylidae
Source: the annotation of a GenBank genome assembly